Messenger RNA from Hypoxylon trugodes, 660 nucleotides. RefSeq names its product Pcc1-domain-containing protein. NCBI's taxonomy places the organism in Eukaryota, Fungi, Ascomycota, Sordariomycetes, Xylariales, Hypoxylaceae. The transcript has 3 exons. The record is from RefSeq and is a predicted model, not a curated record. Gene Ontology annotation, cellular component: EKC/KEOPS complex. Bases 183 to 515 code for a protein of 110 amino acids.
GAAAAAUAAUACCUGGUUACCCCUCCCUUGUCUCCCCGCAUCAGAGCUCCGAACCUUGAAAUAUUAUUGCUCAUUACGCAAUUUGCAUUCCGCUCUGCUUAGCUGGUUUCCAACAACAAAUCCAACUCACUACAUUACGAGGCCCGCUGCGAUCCAUCUAAAAAGGGAGAAACUUACGUAUCAUGGCGGAGUCAACCGAUAUACAAUUCCCUUGCGUAUUAACACUCGAAGUGCCAUUUCCAACACCUAGAUUGGCAUCUAUUGCUCUUAGGUCACUGCAGGUCGAUAAAGAGUUGUCCCCUCUGGUUAAACGAACAUUCUCUAUUGGUCAUUCGAGUGAAGACGCCACCAACGGAGAAACCGAAGGCACUGUCUUACGAACCGAAUAUAAGGCUACUACCAACAGAAUGCUUCGAGUAGCUGUCAAUUCCUUCAUGGAUAGCUUAAACCUAGUGAUCGAGGUUAUGCAAGAACUGGAUACAGAUGUAAUAGCAUUAAAUGAUAUUACGGCAUGAAGGGGACUAGAAAAAAUUCACCGUUGCUCAUAAAACUAAAGAGCUCCGCCAUUAUAACAACCACACCUCCGGACCGUUCCGUUUCCGAGGAAUGGAAUGCAAAACUUCAAUAUUCAAGCUAGGAGAAAUAUUAAACAAAAAAAAU